AUGGCUACCCUACUUCUAUAUGUAGAUGAUAUUAUACUUACUUGCAUCUCUACUUCCUUCAUUAGCACUCUUUUCUCUCAACUUGGAUCUAAUUUUGUUAUGAAUGACCUAGGAAAUCUCCACUACUUCCUUGGUAUUGAAGCUGACAUGGAAAAUUUUCCUCGCUCUAUACUUCUCACACAACAAAAGUAUACUUUAUAUCUUUUUACUAGAUCAAAGAUGCUAAACUGCAAGCCUUGCAACACACAAGUCACCAUUGAGAAAAGACUGUCAAUCCAUGAUGGCACUCCAUUUACCAAUCUAUUGCAACAUAGAAGCCUUGUUAGAGCAUUGGAGUAUCUUACCUUAACUAGACUUGAUGUCAACUUUGCAGUAAACUAUAUAUGUUUGCAGUUCAUGCAUGCACCUACAUAUUUUCAUCUUCUUCUGGUUAAGCGCAUUCUUAGUUACUUAAAAGGAACUAUAGAUGCUGGUAUUACUCUAUCUGCUGAAGAUAUCACCUCCAUCAGUGGCUAUUCAGACUCUGACUGGGCUGGAUGCCCUGAUACUAGACGUUCUACAUCUGGAUUCUGUGUUGUUUUUUUGUGA
Molecule: messenger RNA, 588 nt
Organism: Papaver somniferum (opium poppy)
Lineage: Eukaryota; Viridiplantae; Streptophyta; Magnoliopsida; Ranunculales; Papaveraceae
Exons: 1
Coding region: 1-588 (195 amino acids)
Source: RefSeq, a predicted model, not a curated record